Messenger RNA from Salmo salar (Atlantic salmon), 1510 nucleotides. It is a transcript of the gene ggcta, whose product is annotated as gamma-glutamylcyclotransferase a. NCBI's taxonomy places the organism in Eukaryota, Metazoa, Chordata, Actinopteri, Salmoniformes, Salmonidae. The record is from RefSeq and is a predicted model, not a curated record. Gene Ontology annotation, molecular function: gamma-glutamylcyclotransferase activity.
UCCAGCCAAUGAGAUGAGCCGGACACAAAACCCGGAAGAAAGCCGACUGCAUGAGUAAUAAUGGGCUGUAGCUAAUAUGUAAAUUAUUAAGUAUAUCGCUAUAUAUUUCACUUUUAUUUUAACCGGUGAUAUUUUAAUAUAAUUUAACGGCUGACAUUCUCGUAUGAUUGGUAACCUGGCUCAUAUCGCAAGGUUUUGCUUAGGAAACAUGGCAGCAACAGCAGAUCACUUCAUGUAUUUUGCCUUUGGAAGCAACUUGUUGAAGGAGAGACUUCAGCUGGCGAACCCCUCAGCUAUAUUUCAUUGCACCGGCCGACUGAAGCAGGACUACACAUUGAACUUUGGUCUGUGGGGGGAGCACAUUGACAACCGUUGGCAUGGCGGAGUAGCAACCAUCGAGCAGAAAGAGGGGGGAGAGGUGUGGGGGGUGGUCUGGAGGAUGAGCAACGACCACCUAGCCAGCCUGGACCAGCAGGAGGGGGUGGACAUGGGUAUGUACUUCCCCUUAGAGGUGACAGUGGAGACAGACAACGGGGCGCUGCUCUGUAGAACGUACCAGAUGAACCGCUUCCACGCCUGUCCCCCUUCGCCACAGUACAAACAGGUGGUGUGUUUAGGAGCCCAGCAGAAUGGUCUACCAGUGCAGUACAUGAGGAGACUAGAGGAGGUUCAGACCAACAACUACAGUGGCCCUUCUAUCCUGGACAAGAUCUCACAGGUCAUUAAGUAAUUCUGAUAUUUUUUUCCACUAAUUGGUCUUUUGAUUUGGUGUUUUGACCAAUCGGAUCAGCUCUGAAAAUAUCUUUGGUGUGAAAAGAUCUGAUGUGAUUGGUCAAAAGACUAACUAGUGGAAAAAAUAUCAGAAUUGGGCUGCCUGUGUAAACGUAGCCAGAAUCCAUCUGAAAUGACAACCUAUUGGGCUCUGGUCAAAAGUAGUGCACUAUAUAGGGUGCCAUUUUGGACAAACACACAGACAGACACCAUAAAGACUAAUGCAUGUGAUGUGGCUUUGGAGAGAUUUGAUGACAAAUGGUUCAAUUGAAAUGGAAUGGGACCUUUGAGAGAAAUGGGAGAUGUAAUGUAUUUAAUACAUGUAUACUGAAUGAAAUCAGUUACUUCAGAAAUCAAUUGAUUUAAUGUAAAUUGUUAUUCUUUGUUUCUUAAGAAAUGUCUGAAGGAUCUCUGCUCCCUAAACUGUAUCUGGUACAAUUGUCUUUUCAACAAAACAUAAUUUUGUAGUCAUUAAUGACGUUGAACAUUCAACUAUGUAUAUACAGAAUUAUCACCAUAGUGUCCCAGUACAAAUUCUGGAGUUGAUUUGUGCUUUAGUUUUUACUUAAUUCAAUGGAUACAAACUUGUGCAAAAUAUAUAUAUAUAUAUAUAUAUAAUCAAAGAUGCUUGAGUAAAUAAAGGGUGUGUUUUCAAUCAAAUGUUAACAUUUCUGCUGAAUUUGCUGUAUGCUACCUAGAUUUUACACAACCACAGAAAUAAAGCAAUGAACCAACACAA